UGCAUAGUUAGUGGUGUCCCAGUCCAACUCCAAACAGGAUUCCUAAAUUACUAGUGCUAUUUUUUUCAUUUUGAAGUUCCAAUAUUUCAGUCUUAGAUUUCAUCGUCGAAUUUCGGGUAAAUCCACAAAUCGAGAAAAAUCAGUAUGAGGACGACACGGAGGCCGAUCCAAGUCGUGUCGACAUGGGUCCGCCGGCAACCGCCAAAGGUCAAGGCUUUUCUGGCCGUCAUUACCGGUAUGGCGGCGUUGGUGUUGCUACGCGCCAUCGUCCACGAUCACGAUAAUCUUUUCGUCGCCGCUGAAGCUGUUCAUUCAAUUGGAAUCUCCGUUCUCAUCUACAAGCUCAUGAAAGAAAAAACUUGUGCCGGUCUUUCACUCAAAUCCCAGGAGCUCACUGCUAUGUUUUUGGCUGUUAGACUGUAUUGCAGUUUUGUCAUGGAAUAUGAUAUACACACCUUACUUGAUUUAGCUACGUUAGCUACGACCUUAUGGGUUAUUUAUAUGAUCCGGUUUAAUCUUAGAUCAAGUUACAUGGAGGACAAAGACAAUUUUUUAAUCUAUUACGUGGUGAUCCCUUGUGCUGCCUUAGCUUUAUUAAUUCAUCCAUCUACAUCACAUCUCUUCGUCAAUAGAGUCUUCUGGGCGUUCUGUGUUUACUUGGAGGCAGUUUCUGUGCUACCUCAACUUCGUGUCAUGCAAAACACUAAGAUAGUUGAACCAUUCACAGCUCAUUAUGUAUUUGCAUUGGGUGUUGCAAGGUUCUUAAGCUGCGCUCACUGGGUUCUCCAGGUUUUGGACAGUCGCGGCCAUCUGCUGGUAGCAUUGGGUUAUGGUCUAUGGCCUUCUAUGGUUUUGAUAUCUGAAAUAGUUCAAACCUUUAUCCUAGCAGACUUCUGUUACUACUAUGUUAAAAGUGUUUUCGGUGGACAGCUGGUAAUGCGCCUUCCUUCUGGGGUCGUGUAACUGAUGAUUGUGAUAGUUAUGGACAGAAAUUUCACAUUCGUUUGUCACUUUUCUUUUGGUUAUCUUGGGUUUCUCUAGAAGGUCCCAACUCUUGUCUAGACCCUUGAGGGGCAAAAUCAGGCAUGCGCCUUUUGUGAAGUUAGCACUAUUUUAAAUAUAUAAGCAGUAGAUUUUCUUGCUAUGAUAGACUAUUUUACUUUAUUUAGCAGUUAGCACUAACAUAUGGCUUUUGGAUAUGUAUUCAUUUUUGUACUUAUGUACUAAUGUACCACAAUGAAUGAUAAAUGAUUCUGACAUAACUUUCCCUGAAUGUACCCCUCCCCUCGCCCUUUCCCUUUCAGGAUGGUCAUGUAACAAGGGACAUA
Solanum stenotomum is the source of this 1328-nucleotide messenger RNA. RefSeq lists its product as uncharacterized. The transcript has 6 exons. Gene Ontology annotation, biological process: protein retention in ER lumen. The record is from RefSeq and is a predicted model, not a curated record. The coding region runs from base 145 to 963 and encodes 272 amino acids. Gene Ontology annotation, molecular function: ER lumen protein retrieval receptor activity. Gene Ontology annotation, cellular component: membrane. Lineage: Eukaryota; Viridiplantae; Streptophyta; Magnoliopsida; Solanales; Solanaceae.